UCGUAUGAGGGUCGUCUGUUUAUUCUGUGAAUGACGAAGUAAAAAUGAUGUUGUAUACGGCUUGCGCUGUAAUUAUUUUUGCUUCGGUUUGCAAUGCAUUGUUACUUCAGAAUUCGUCGUCUGGAAUCAACACGUUCAAGAAUGCAAUGCUUAAUGCUGCUAAAACACUUUGCCCGCUGUCAAACAUAUGUGGAAAUAAUAAUUUAAGUGACGUCAACAAAGCCGAGACAGGAAAAAUCUCUUGUUGUGAGGAUUGCUCUUGUGAUGCGGACUGCUCGAAGCAUGGGGAUUGUUGCUUUCCAACUGAAGCUGAAAAAACCGCAUUACGUAAUCAAAGAAAAUACCAGGAAUGUAUUGGUCCUCAUACCUUGAACCUCCUUGCAUCUGAAUACACCAAGUAUAGAUUCUACUACAUGACAACUUCAUGUCCCGAUGAGGAAAAUUCUGGUCAAAAUAACACAAAUAACUGUGGAAACGCUCAUGUUGCACCAUGGGGAAGCCUUUUUCCAAUUUAUUUCGAAUCAACAGGGAAAAUUUAUAAAAAUAGCGCAUGUGCGGAUUGUCAUGGAGUUCGUGAUGGUGUUGCAUGGUUGGCUCAAAUGAAUUGCGAAGCACGGGACAAAAGCCAUACUCGUUAUAUCUCUGUAACUGAAAAUUUCAAUUCAUUCUCUUACAACUCGUUUUCGGAAUACUGCAAUAUUUAUUUCACUUUCAGGCAAACAUUAGAUACAGAAAUAUGUUUUCCUGAUAUCAUUGAUACAUGCAACAAAACAGAAACAUCUACCCCUGCAAUGUCCGCAAUGACAACGGAUGACGUUAUUGAAGCUUGUACUAGUGGAAUUGCUGCACCGUUUCAUUUCGACCGUACAUAUGCCAACGUGUUCUGUUUUCUAUGCAAUGGUGGUGAAAGUUUCAUGGCUGAAUACUGCUUUUCUUUCAACUCGCAAUCAUUUGGACCGCCUAUAAAUGACAGGACAUUUACAUGUUUGCUAGAUACAGGAGCCCUUACCAGUUUUACAGAUAUAACCGUUAAAAAGAGCACAUAUUGGCCAAUAGCAUGUAUGAAUCCAACUUCAAAGAGUCAGGUACAUGAUACGUGCGUGAAUAUCCAGUGUCCGUCGGGUCAAAUAUAUGACAUCAACUUCAAGUGUUUUCAUCCGGCACUGACAUGGCUAAUUCCAUAUCACAUUGCCCUUCGUCUGAAGUUCGACUCCGAUAUGAUGAAUAUGUCCACUUUGAUGACAUUACUGCAAAGCGGAAGUGACGUAAGUUCUUGGAUGUACUGCCCUUUGCCUAAGAGGUGGGCGGUACAUUCUUUGUUUUACGAAUUGGAAGUAGGAAGCAACCAGAGGCAAUAUAUAGGAAGUUUCAUCAUAUUCCUAACACUGCAUCACAAGGGAAAGAAACAUCAUUCAGUGCUCAAUGAGGUUAAACAUUAUAUGAAAAAAUCAUGGAAAAUAAUGGGCCUGCAAGCAGAAAUGUCCCUUACUUCACAUUUCUUAGAAUAUAAGGCCCUUAUGCCGUCGACAAUCAAUAAUCAAAUAGUUCCUAAAUGGUACGAUUUUGCAACCCGAAAUCAGUUCCCCGGGAAGAUCCCAUACUUUCGACAAAAUUCAAUAUUCCAAAUUAUAACCUCAAAAGAAAUUACAUCGGAAUUUGGGAGAAUUAACAAAAUGAAUUUCUGUAAAAUGAUAUCCCUUGGAUUCAAUGGUUCAGAUUAUAGUCUCUUAGCAGGUAAUACGCUACUCUCUUACAAUGAUGUCAUCUACUUUGACGGUGAAUUUGAAGUGAUCAGCAACAUUGAUGGUACUUUGGAACCAAGAAUAUGCUUAGGUGACAGCCCGUUUAUAGAACAACCACCGGAAGUAUCAUCGUCUACAAAGACUUCACUUAGUUUUAUGUUUUCGCUGCUUUCAGCAGUGUUCGCCAAUAUUGAUUUAUUUUAGAAGUGUUUGUUAGAUAAUUUAGUAUUACUGCACCGAUAUGUAAUUUGGUACUCCUGUACCUUUGCGUGAAUUUCAAAUUCUGUCUAGUGUGUAACGCUAGUAACACGUGUAACGUUUGCGCAUCUUUUGGUUUAUGUGAUAUCUUUAUUAACCGCUUUCUAAGUAUCAAAACUUCCCAAAUCU
This is a messenger RNA of Ruditapes philippinarum (Manila clam), 2129 nucleotides long. RefSeq lists its product as uncharacterized. The record is from RefSeq and is a predicted model, not a curated record. The transcript has 3 exons. NCBI's taxonomy places the organism in Eukaryota, Metazoa, Mollusca, Bivalvia, Venerida, Veneridae. The coding region runs from base 45 to 1946 and encodes 633 amino acids.